This is a messenger RNA of Girardinichthys multiradiatus, 3997 nucleotides long. RefSeq lists its product as uncharacterized. The transcript has 13 exons. The coding region runs from base 403 to 1551 and encodes 382 amino acids. NCBI's taxonomy places the organism in Eukaryota, Metazoa, Chordata, Actinopteri, Cyprinodontiformes, Goodeidae. The record is from RefSeq and is a predicted model, not a curated record.
AGUCCUGCACAGAGUGGAAGAAAAAGGAAGAAGACGAGUGAGGGCUGAGUGUCGGAAACCGUUUAUUAUUUAUUGUGUAUUGUACACUUGGUAAUAAGUGUUGAGCCGAAACAGAAGAAGGGUUCAGUGGUUGUUUCAACACUACCUUGUCAUUGUUCUGUUGGUCUGUGCACGGACUAACAUAGAGCUGCCCGGCCUCUGCUUUGACUCUUAUUUUAAUGUUGCUCACCAACGAAUUACAGCGGGGAGAGGAGUACUGACACCACGUAACACAGUCUGGGAUCCCCCUAAAAGAGGCUCCUGGAUAUCAACUCGCAAAAGCUCAGACCUUCUGCAGUUCAAUCCGCCUUAUAGUGUCAGAAAGCCAGACUCAGCUGUUACAUCACAAAGCAGCAAGAAAACAUGAACUGGGACAGUCAGUUAAACUCCAUCCUGUCUGUAGCUGAUGGCAACGUCUCAAAGAUGAGGGAAAGACUGACAGCUGGAAAAUUUUCUAAAGGAGCAGAAGUGAAGGACAGUGGAAUUAAAUCAGAUUUGGACCCUGCUGCCCCUUCCCAUGUGGCCCACCCUGACCGUAAGCCUCCCUCGUCUCUCGGUUCAUGUGUACAGUGGGCUGACCUUGCUGCCAUUCAGUCACAGCUCCAGAUACAGAGCCAGCUGAUCGAGACCCUCACGCAGAAACUCCAUCAUCUGGAAAGGGAGGAACAAUCUCAGCAAUGUCACAUUCAGACUCUGCAAGAGGAGGUGCAGAGCCUUCGUGAAGAGCUCAGGAAGAGGGACCAAGAAAGGGAAAACCUGAGUUCAGGAGUGGAGCGGAGGAUGGAGCAGUGGAGGAGAGAGGUUGGACGUGAGCUCAGCAGCCUGCGGGGAAAUAUCACCCAGGCCGCAUCGCGAGGCAACCCAGAAGAGAGUUUCAGCUUGAAGCUCCGUCGGGAUGAGCUGGAGCACCUGCGAAGAGAGCUGGACGCUCUGAAAACACGGAUAAGGAGACAGGAGGAGGACAUGCACCUCCAGCAGACAGAGGCAAGGGAGACGAGAAGACAAUACGAACGCAGCUGCAAGACGUUGGAGGAGCUGACAGGCAGCUACAGAGCACACAGCACUGAUCUCAUAAAGACUCUCAGCCAGUAUUCCCGCACUCAGCAAGAAGUCCUUCAGAUGAGAACAACUGUGUCAGAACUGACGAAUGAAGUGAGGAGUCUAACUCUCCGAGGACAGGAAUCACCACCUUUGCUGUCUGCGCUCACAACAAGUGCCUCGCCGCUCCUGGCCCCUCGCAGCCGGAGCAGAGGGCUCAGAGCUGAUGAGGUAGAUUCAGACUCUGAGGAUUUCAGCCCGACUCCGAGUCUGGCAGAGAUCAGCUCUGAUGAUCUGUCCUGGCUGGAGUACAAAGACCCUGCUCCACACCGGCGGGCACCUCCGAGCGUUCAUUCCACACCAAGUGAUUUUGCUGGUCCGGGAUCAGAUGUGGAGGAUGACGGUGACGAUCUUCUUGAUGAUGUGGAUGAAAACGCAGAAUUAGAAUCUGACCUAAGUCUUAAAGACCUUUAAUGGUUUAUGCUGGAAAGUAAAAAAGGAAUAAAAAAACAUAUUUCCGUUAUCUACUCAGAAGAGGUAAAAACGGGAGCGUUCCCAUGCAGCUUGAAUAGCAAACCUCUGAAAAUAAAAAGGAGGCAAAGUGAAACAAGCUGGCAAAUGGCUCACCUUCUUGUUGGCCCCACAAGAAGGUGAAAGAAAACACUAAAUGCACAAUCCAUACAGUGAAGCAUGGUGGCAGCAGAUGUUUCUUUUCCAGGGACAGGGAAGCUGCUCAGAUUUGACAGGAAAAUGGAUGCAGCUAAAUCCGGGGCAUUUCUUGGAUAUUUUAUAAACAUCAUUUGUACCAUGUGGAAAAACUGCUGUAGUAUUUUAGGACUUUGUAAAAACUAAUAACAGCAUUUUGUUUCAGAAAUAUGAGGGGUCACACAAUGUCAAAGGAUUUUUGUUUUAGAUUGUCUAUGUAUAUUGUGGGGACUUUCAGCAAGUGAUUUCACAUUCAUGUCAGUUUGAGGUACUGUUGGGACUUUACCCACAUGUUCCAACUAAUACGGAGCUGUGGGAACAAACGCAGGAGGCUGGCAGCUGUUUAAAGAUGUCUUUGAAUAAGCUUGCCAUUCAUAAUGGUUAGCAAUAAAGCCAGGAAAACAGUGGGUUUCUUUACAACAUGAGCCACACCAACUACACUGCUGUAAUUGUUGCCUCAGCUUCUGCUCACAUACAGCGCUGACUAUAAAUUACAUGUCCUAACACAGUGACAGACUACGGGCUAAACCACAAUGUUUGAUUUUUAGGCAAGAGACGACUAAAAGGGAGUUUGUUCUGAUUAUAACUUUUGGGGAAGGUGCGGCUUUGAUGUGGGGAUGUUGGCUCAAAGCAACCGUCUGAUCCAUUGGGAUACGUAACUGAUCUCUGGUUUGCAAAGUCAAAAGAAAGCCGAAAUUGCACUAAGCUGCUAACUUUAAUUGAUUAGAUACCAAGAAGCAGAGUAAUGCUCAUUAAUCCACAUGGAAGACAACCUUUUAUUUCUCUACAUGCAGUAAAGAAUCGCAGAGACUGUUUGCUCAAAGUUUUGGGUAUCAUGGAUGGCCCAAUGUCAGAAUCCAUUACUCUUCCACGCUGGGCAGAGUAAUGGAUUUUUAAUGGGCAUGUUAUCCUCCCAUGGUGCACUCCUCAGGCCAGAAUGAAUCCUGUGAGGGUUCCUUUUUGGCUCCUGUUGAACUGACAGAAGUGAAGGCAGGAAGAAAUCGAAAACCAUCAUCGAUAUUAAGGAGCCAAUCUCUCCACAGCGCUCUCGGCCUACACAAGACGGACGAUGGUCUCUUCGUGUCGUUAUGUUUGGCAUGAAUGGCAUUGUCAGGCUGGUUUUUUCCCCUCUGCUGAAGGUAUUGAUGCUUAAACUAAAAGAAAACACUGUUAGAACUCUAAUGAGCCCAAUCUCUGUUUUGUAGAGCAUUUACAAAGAAUGAUUUAGCGUCAACCGCAUAUAUUAACGUCGCUGGUAAAGAUGUGUAAAGAAGAAAAAACUUCAAAUUAAAACUUUUAGUCCAUUAGCAUUAACUCACACCGAAAAGUUUAGAACAAUUCAACCUUAAAUAUAAGUAUAUUAAUUCAGUGGGAGGAAAAAAAAAACCCACUUUAAAUCACCAGUGGCACUGAUAUUAGUAUCAACAACAAUCACUUUAACAUAAAUGAGGCAUUUUUUUAGGUUAUACUUUUCCGAGUUUGCCAGUUUCUGGAAACUUCUAAUUUGUAAUCUUUGACUUUGUUCUUGUUUCUCUUCCAAAAGCUGUGGAAACCUUGUUUUAGCACCUUUCAUCAUAAAUGUUUUGAAAUACAACAUUUAGGAAGAAAAAAACUGGUGGGUUCUGCCAGUAAACUAAAAAUGGACCAUCACUCAGUCUUUCAACAGGAUAAUGAGCAAAAACGUAUAACCAAUCCGUAGAAACGGUUCUCCGGCCCAUGGUUCCAUGGCCAUCUUGGUCCCCAGACCUGAAUCCAAUAGAAAACCUGAGGGAUGAGCUAAGGGAGAAUAAGAAAGGCCCAAGGACUCUGGAUGAUCUAGGGAGAGAGUAUUGGUUCAUGAUCUCUCUCCCACUGAAUAAAUGUAUUCAAUUGUGUUGGACUGGAUUUUUCCACAAUUUUCAGCGUCCGAUUAUGUUACUGCAAUUAAAGAUGAUUUUGUUUUAAGGCUUUUCAAACAUCUUCACAAGUGGUGCCAAUAAAUCGGAUCAGAGGCGUAUAAACUCAUUUUAUUGCAGAUUUUGUUUGAAACUAUGCUUAAAAAAUAGAUAUUUAUUCCUAUUGUUCAUGAAUCAAACCAUUUUCUUGACAUUUUAUGUUAAUCCGCCCUGUAUUGUUCAGUGUUGCUGGCAUGAAGCGCUGCAUUGAUGAAUGCAGGGAGAGAGAGUACAUGUUUUGUGUUUUCUCCUACAAUAAAGGUCUAUCAGAGAAAAACAGA